This is a messenger RNA of Neopelma chrysocephalum (saffron-crested tyrant-manakin), 758 nucleotides long. Its product is annotated as gastrula zinc finger protein XlCGF49.1-like. The coding region runs from base 1 to 750 and encodes 249 amino acids. Lineage: Eukaryota; Metazoa; Chordata; Aves; Passeriformes; Pipridae. The transcript is spliced from 2 exons. Gene Ontology annotation, molecular function: DNA-binding transcription factor activity, RNA polymerase II-specific; RNA polymerase II cis-regulatory region sequence-specific DNA binding. Gene Ontology annotation, biological process: regulation of transcription by RNA polymerase II. Gene Ontology annotation, cellular component: transcription regulator complex; PcG protein complex. The record is from RefSeq and is a predicted model, not a curated record.
AUGUACCACAUCUGGGAAGGCCGCCGGAGCUUGAACCAGAGCUCUGACCUGGUGGUCCCUGAGCAGCCUCCCAGCAGGGAGAAGCCCUUCGAGUGCUUGGAAUGUGGGAAGAGCUUCAGGAAGAGCUUCAACCUUCUCACCCACCAGCAUAUCCACACUGGGGAACGGCCCUACCCGUGUGGGGAAUGUGGGAAGAGCUUCAGGCAGAGCUCCAACCUCCGCGCCCACCAGCGCAUCCACACUAGGGAAUGGCCCUACCCGUGUAGGGAAUGUGGGAAGAGCUUCAGGGACAGCUCCCACCUGAUCCAACACCAGCAUAUCCACACCGGGGAACGGCCCUACACCUGUAGAGAAUGUGGGAAGAGCUUCAGCCAGAGUUCCACCCUCCUCCAACACCAUGGUGUGCACACUGGGGAACGGCCCUUCACAUGUGGGGAAUGUGGGAAGAGCUUCAGUUACAGCUCCAGCCUCCACAUCCACCGACGCAUCCACACUGGGGAACGGCCCUACAAGUGCUUGGAAUGUGGGAAGAGGUUUCUGACCAGCUCAGAUCUCCUCAGGCAUGAGCAGACGCACAUGGAUGAGAGGCCCUUCCGCUGCACUGACUGCGGGAAGGGCUUCAACCGGAACUCCCACCUCAUCACCCACCGUCGCAUCCACACCGGGGAGAGGCCCUACAAGUGUGGGGAGUGUGGAAAGAGCUUCACUGACAGGUCUACCUUGACCAGACACCAACGGACCCACCAGUAAGGGAAGCC